Naumovozyma dairenensis CBS 421 is the source of this 1314-nucleotide messenger RNA. It is a transcript of the gene TCD2, whose product is annotated as tRNA threonylcarbamoyladenosine dehydratase. Bases 1 to 1314 code for a protein of 437 amino acids. Gene Ontology annotation, biological process: cyclic threonylcarbamoyladenosine biosynthetic process. The record is from RefSeq and is a predicted model, not a curated record. The transcript has a single exon. Gene Ontology annotation, molecular function: ubiquitin-like modifier activating enzyme activity; tRNA threonylcarbamoyladenosine dehydratase activity. Lineage: Eukaryota; Fungi; Ascomycota; Saccharomycetes; Saccharomycetales; Saccharomycetaceae. Gene Ontology annotation, cellular component: mitochondrial outer membrane.
AUGGGCAAUGAAACAUGGAAAAUAGUCACAACAACUGCCUUACUUUCCGUUGCUGCCACAAAAUGUGCAGAAAUGGCAUGGAAACAUUAUUCAUUAAGCCAUCAACAAGAGGAACACAAAUUUGCUCCUGUACAAUCGAAGAGGUCAAAAUAUGACGAUAAUUUAUUCCGCGAACAACUAGCACGUAAUUAUGCCUUUUUGGGUGAAGAAGGGAUGGAAAAAUUAAAGCAACAAUAUAUUGUAGUGGUUGGUGCAGGUGGUGUUGGUUCUUGGGUGGUUACAAUGUUAGUGCGUUCAGGUUGUCAAAGGAUUAGAGUAAUUGAUUUUGAUCAAGUUUCUUUAAGUUCUUUGAAUAGACAUAGUUGUGCUACUUUGAAAGAUGUGGGGACUUCCAAAGUUGAAUGUUUGAAAAGACAUAUGGCUGAGAUUGCACCAUGGUGUGAAAUUGAUGCUGUGAAUGAAUUAUGGAAUAAAGAAAAUGGUGAGAGGUUGAUUAAAAGUGGAGGUGAACCAACUUUUGUUGUUGAUUGUAUUGAUAAUUUAGACACUAAAGUGGAUCUUUUAGAAUAUGUCUAUAAUAUGAAAGUUGAUUUUAUUUCAUCUAUGGGUGCAUCAACCAAAAGUGAUCCAACCCGUAUUAACGUUGGUGAUAUCACCACUACAGAAGAAGAUCCAAUGGCUCGUUCUGUUAGAAGAAGAUUAAAGAUGAGAGGUAUUACUACAGGUGUUCCAGUUGUUUUCAGCGCAGAAAAACCUGAUCCACGUAAGGCCAAACUGUUACCACUACCUGAUGAUGAAUAUGAAAAGGGUCAAGUCGAUCAAUUAAGUGCAUUAAAGGAUUUUAGAGUGAGAAUUCUUCCUGUUUUGGGUACAAUGCCAGGUAUAUUUGGUUUAACCAUUGCUACUUGGAUCAUUACUAAAGUGGCUGGUUAUCCAAUGAACCCUAUAGAAGGUAAGAAUAGAAUCAAAAUAUAUGAUGGUAUCUAUCAAUCCUUAGCUGGACAAAUGUCUCGUAUUGGUAAAGAACAACGUGUACCAGUUGCAGUUAAAGAUAUUGGAUAUAUUGUUGAAGAAAUAUUCAGAGGUAAAUCCCCAGUAAGUGGCUAUUCUACUAGAUUAACCUUAUCUCUAUGGGAUCCAAGUAAGCCAGUGUCAUUACAAAAUGUGGUAUUAUUAACUAAGGAGGAGCAGAAAGCUCAUGAAGAACGUGUUUUGAAUGGUCAAGAGAAACUACAAGAUGUCUAUUCUAAAGAGGUCUUAGAUUUGAUCAAAGAAAGAUUUGAAGAAGAAAAAUAUUACUCCCAAUUUAGAUGA